This is a messenger RNA of Nicotiana tabacum (common tobacco), 755 nucleotides long. Its product is annotated as putative H/ACA ribonucleoprotein complex subunit 1-like protein 1. NCBI's taxonomy places the organism in Eukaryota, Viridiplantae, Streptophyta, Magnoliopsida, Solanales, Solanaceae. The record is from RefSeq and is a predicted model, not a curated record. Gene Ontology annotation, cellular component: box H/ACA snoRNP complex. Gene Ontology annotation, biological process: snoRNA guided rRNA pseudouridine synthesis; ribosome biogenesis. Gene Ontology annotation, molecular function: box H/ACA snoRNA binding.
AUUACUUUUAAAACCCCUGAAACCCUAAACCCAUUUUCAUCCAGGCCGCUCAUAGUGUGUUCACUGUUAAAAAAUGAGACCUCCAAGAGGACGUGGUGGUGGCGGAUUUAGGGGCGGCAGAGACGGCGGCCGCGGUGGCAGAUUUGGUGGUGGUCGUGGCGGCGGCCGCUUUCCUCCUCGCGAUGAAGGACCCCCUUCUGAAGUCGUAGAGGUAUCAGCAUUUGUACACGCAUGUGAAGGAGAUGCAGUAACAAAGCUCACUAAUGAAAAAAUCCCUUACUUUAACGCUCCUAUUUACCUUCAGAACAAGACCCAGAUUGGUAAAGUUGAUGAAAUUUUUGGUCCUAUUAAUGAAUCUUUAUUUUCAAUUAAGAUGUUGGAGGGAAUUAUUGCAACUUCAUAUGCAGCUGGAGAUAAGUUCUACAUUGACCCAGCAAAGCUUUUGCCACUGGCCAGAUUUCUUCCGCAGCCCAAGGGACAGCAACAAGCUUUUAGAGGUGGUGGACGAGGUGGAGGAAGAGGUGGACGUGGAGGAGGUGGUGGUUUUCGCGGUAGGGGUGCUCCUCGCGGGGGUAGAGGUCCUCCUCGGGGCGGUCGUGGAGGUGGUUUUAGGGGUAGAGGGAGAUUUUAAAAAGGAAUGUAAUGUACUUUUGAUUUCUCAAUUUAGUUUGUAAUUCUGGAUGAUGUGAACGUAUGUUAUCAUAGUUCCUUUUUGUUGUUAAUGGAAUCAGCCCUCCUUUAUCUUUGUUUUGUUC